Molecule: messenger RNA, 1263 nt
Organism: Ficedula albicollis (Collared flycatcher)
Lineage: Eukaryota; Metazoa; Chordata; Aves; Passeriformes; Muscicapidae
Gene: TPST1
Product: tyrosylprotein sulfotransferase 1
Exons: 6
Coding region: 14-1150 (378 amino acids)
Biological process (GO): peptidyl-tyrosine sulfation
Cellular component (GO): Golgi apparatus
Molecular function (GO): protein-tyrosine sulfotransferase activity
Source: RefSeq, a predicted model, not a curated record
UGUGCUGCCCAAGAUGGUGGGGAAGCUGAAGCAGAACCUGCUGCUGGCGUGCCUGGCCAUCAGCUCGGUGACCGUGUUCUACCUGGGCCAGCACGCCAUGGAGUGCCACCACCGCAUGGAGGAGCGCAGCCAGCCCCCACGAGGGGACGGUGGCAGGGCCACCACGCUGGGGACAGCCCCCAGCGGCAACAGGAGCCUGCCCUACAGCAAGGACAUGCCCCUGAUCUUCAUCGGCGGCGUGCCCCGCAGCGGCACCACGCUGAUGCGCGCCAUGCUGGACGCGCACCCCGACAUCCGCUGCGGCGAGGAGACCAGGGUGAUCCCCAGGAUCCUGGCUGUCAAACAGAUGUGGGCCAGGUCCAGCAAGGAGAAAAUCCGCCUGGACGAGGCAGGAGUCACGGAUGAGGUGCUGGAUUCGGCCAUGCAGGCCUUUCUCUUGGAGAUCAUCGUCAAGCACGGCGAGCCCGCUCCCUAUUUGUGUAACAAGGAUCCCUUCGCUUUGAAAUCCUUAACUUACCUCGCCAGGAUUUUCCCCAAUGCCAAAUUCCUGCUGAUGGUGCGGGAUGGCCGUGCCUCCGUGCAUUCCAUGAUCUCCAGGAAAGUCACAAUUGCUGGCUUUGACCUGAACAGCUACAGGGACUGCCUGACCAAGUGGAACCGGGCCAUAGAAACCAUGUACAACCAGUGCAUGGAGGUGGGCUUCCAGAGGUGCAUGCUGGUGCACUAUGAACAGCUGGUGCUGCACCCUGAGAGGUGGAUGAGGACUCUCCUCAAGUUCCUGCACAUCCCAUGGAACCAGGCAGUGCUGCACCACGAGGAGAUGAUUGGAAAAGCAGGGGGGGUUUCUCUUUCCAAGGUUGAAAGAUCCACUGACCAAGUGAUCAAGCCAGUGAACGUGGAAGCCCUGUCCAAGUGGGUUGGGAAGAUCCCAGCUGAUGUCCUGCAGGACAUGCCAGUGAUUGCCCCCAUGCUGGCCAAACUGGGCUAUGACCCCUAUGCCAACCCCCCCAACUAUGGGAAGCCAGAUCAGAAAGUGGUGGAGAACACAAGGAGGGUCUAUAAAGGUGAAUUUCAGCUUCCUGACUUCCUCAAAGAAGUGCCACAGCCAAAGAAGACAGUAGAAAGGAAGUCUCGUGGCAAGAUAAAAUGACCAUGGAUCAGUAAAGUGCCAUAGCUGUAGUACUGAACCUAUGGAAUAGAAGAGAAAAUGGACAUUUCUUGCACAGAAGAUCAGCUGCUGCCUUUUCCAUGGGAAUGAUCCCU